AUGGGGAGCCAUAUGAAAAAUGUAUUGCUGGUUUCGUUUGGAUUUUUACUCUUGUUCACGGCGACGGGGAGCCUGCUUAAUCUACAGAGUAGUUUGAAUGCGGAUGAGGGCAUGGGACUGGCCUCCAACAGUGUGACAUUCUCCUCCAUCAUCCUGUCCUCCAUGUUCCUCACCCCCACCAUCAUCCGGUACUUGGGAUGCAAGUGGACCAUCUUCGUGGCCAUGGGGUGCAAUGUGGCCUACACCAUAGGCAAUUUUUACCCUAGCUGGGCGACGCUUAUGCCUGCCUCCGUCAUCAUUGGGCUUGGUGAGUCUCCGCUAUGGUCAGCCACCAGCACCUACCUAACCAUCAGUGGAGGCCUGCAGGCGGUCCAGGACAACAGGAAGAGCCAGGACAUCAUCAACCAGUACUUUGGCACCCUCUACCUCCUCUACCAAUCCUCGGCGGUGUGGGGAAACCUGCUGUCCUCACUCGUGUUUGGGCAGGAACCCACCUCUGUGAAUAUCACUGAUGGUGAUCUCCUCCUCUGUGGCGUGCACAGCUGUGGAGCUCCUGAAGUGAGCCUGGGGAACUCUACGCGACCGGACGACAGGCUGGUGUACACCCUGCUGGGCUGCUACGUUGGUGUAGGAGUACUGGCAAUGUUACUGGUCGCCAUAUUCCUGGAUAAUAUUGACAAGAGGACAGAUCCAGAAGAGAAGAGUGAGGCAGAGUCAUUCUCUAGCACUUUCUUAGCCACCUUCAGACAACUCAGAGACAAGCGGCAAGUUCUCCUCAUACCAGUGACGUCAUACAUCGGACUGGAACUGGGCUUUCUAAACGGCGAUUAUACAAAGGAUUAUGUAACAUGUGCCUUGGGAAUUCACUUUGUUGGCUAUGUCAUGAUCUGCUUUGGCGUCACCAGUUCCUUGUUCUCCUAUGUGUUUGGGAGGCUGUCACGCUACAGUGGCAGAGCGGCACUUUUCAUUUUAGCUGCAGUCACACAGCUCAGCUGCAUCCUGGUUCUUCUGCUCUGGAGGCCCCAUCCAGACCAGCUGCCCGUCUUCUUUGUGCUCACCGCUCUGUGGGGCAUGGCAGACGCAGUGUGGCAAACACAAACCAACGCUCUCUAUGGAGUGCUCUUCCACAGCCACAAAGAGGCAGCGUUUGCAAACUACCGUCUUUGGGAGUCGGUGGGCUAUGUGAUUGCCUUCGCCUGCAGUUCUUUCCUCUGCGUGGACGUGAAGCUGUAUAUGCUUCUGGCUGUUCUGCUGCUGUCUGUGUCUCUGUGCUGUGUGGUAGAGUAUCAGGAACACAGACACCCUACACCAGCAGUGGAGGAUUGCAAGUCUGUGGUGUCUGAUGAAAAAACAACUGUUGAAUCAAAUGCACUGUAA
Molecule: messenger RNA, 1377 nt
Organism: Engraulis encrasicolus (European anchovy)
Lineage: Eukaryota; Metazoa; Chordata; Actinopteri; Clupeiformes; Engraulidae
Product: protein unc-93 homolog A-like
Exons: 8
Coding region: 1-1377 (458 amino acids)
Source: RefSeq, a predicted model, not a curated record